Messenger RNA from Osmerus eperlanus (European smelt), 1675 nucleotides. RefSeq names its product tRNA phosphotransferase 1 (gene trpt1). The coding region runs from base 124 to 810 and encodes 228 amino acids. The record is from RefSeq and is a predicted model, not a curated record. The transcript is spliced from 7 exons. Gene Ontology annotation, molecular function: tRNA 2'-phosphotransferase activity. Lineage: Eukaryota; Metazoa; Chordata; Actinopteri; Osmeriformes; Osmeridae. Gene Ontology annotation, biological process: tRNA splicing, via endonucleolytic cleavage and ligation.
AGGCUACUUACUUUGGACUAGUGUACUGGGAUUUUAUUAGUCUGAAUGUUUACGUGUUGCAGGAACCUCCUGUGUUGCAAACAAAAGUGGUCCACGUAGACCAACUAAUUACAUUUUCUGAAAAUGGAAAGUCAGGGACGAGGAGGAAGAGGCGGAAGAGGAGCAAGGAGAGGAGAGAAAGGAAGGUGGGGUGAGGACAAGGAUGUCCGUCUGUCCUAUUCUUUGUCAUUUACCCUGCGACACGGAGCCAACAAGUUGGGACUGCACAUGAAUCCUGAUGGGUUCUUAUUCGUUGAAGACCUUCUAGCUCACCCACAGUUCCGCUCGUACUCAUUGGAGGAUGUGGAAAGAGUGGUGGCUGCUAAUGACAAGAAGCGAUUCAAGCUCUGCCGUCACCCAGAAGAUGGACGGUUGCAGAUACGAGCCAAUCAGGGCCACUCUCUGCAGGUGCCUGAUCUGGAGCUAAGGCCGGUGCAGGCCGGUUCCCCCAACUGCCCUGUGGAGGCAGUUCACAGGUCCUACCUCUGUCACUGGACCUCCAUCAGAACCCAGGGCCUCAGUAGGAUGGACAGAACACACAUCCACCUGUGUCUGCCAGGGGAGGAAGGAGUGGCCGGUGGUAGCAGUGAUGUCCGUGACCUGGCCAUAUACAUUGAUGUCCCCAAGGCCCUGGCUGAUGGUAUCCAGUUCUUUUUGUCUGAAAAUGGUGUCCUGCUUACCCCUGGAGAUACUGAGGGGAAACUACCGUUGAGGUACUUCAGCAAAGCCCUGAGACUGAAGCCCACACGGAGUAUUCUGCCGUUGGAGUAGUUGAAGAUAUUGCUCUGAGAAUUGGGGGGACAAGUCAUCACACAGUGAGAAAGCAUUAGGGAGGCUGUUUCGAUGGAAAUGUAUACUGUUUGGAAAGAGCACUUGAUAUUGUUGGGAGACUGUGAAGGCCCUCAGCAAUAACACCAACAACACUGUAUGAUGUUUCUGUUACAGUCGUAACAUUUACAUAACUGAGCAGGAUACAGAAGGAACUCUGUUGAAGUAUCAGGACCGGCUGUGGUUAACAGAUAGUCUUCACUGUUCCUUAGAGAUAGCACACACACACAGUGUGAAUGUUGUUUGUGAGGGAUACAUUAUCUGUGGUUUCCUGAGCUGUUUCUGCCUUUUGCAUGAAACCGUGUUCAAGUUUCAGCCAUUUAUAACAAGUAUUUGCAAUGGUCUUUCAAAAUCUGAUGAAUAAAUAAAUAAUAAUGGUAUUAUAACUAGGCAUACUUACAUUUAGUCAUUUUACAUUUAGUCAUUUGCAAUAUAAACAACAUAUAUAAUAAUAUAUAUAAUCAAGAACAAUAUUCAGUAAAUAAUAAUAGAGGGAUGUCUGCUUUGCCACCUGGCCGUUCUCGAAAAUAACACACAAUGUUUCACACCAGAAGGUUUAGAGAACACCCGCCAACUGCUCAAAGGAUGUCCUUAAGCAUGUUUAUUACAACCCAAUACUGUUGUACGGUUGUAGCUACAAAGCUAAAGUUAUUUGUUAUUUGUAUGAAUAAUAUCUAAGCCACAUUAAAGUAAUUUACACAUGUUCAUGAUAAUGAUUUUGAAGAAAAGAUAAUAUACUAUUCACCAGGAUUAACAGGUGAAUUGCAAGGACCAACUUUGGUCAAUUAAACAAUGUGCCUUUAAGUUA